Molecule: messenger RNA, 3361 nt
Organism: Asterias rubens (European starfish)
Lineage: Eukaryota; Metazoa; Echinodermata; Asteroidea; Forcipulatida; Asteriidae
Product: cGMP-dependent protein kinase 1-like
Exons: 19
Coding region: 791-3280 (829 amino acids)
Biological process (GO): protein phosphorylation
Molecular function (GO): cGMP-dependent protein kinase activity; ATP binding
Source: RefSeq, a predicted model, not a curated record
AUCAACCCACGCACCAUCACCCACAGACGGACCCCGGACAGUACAUGUACAGUUAGAAUACAGGGCAAAUAGCUCAUCAUUCAUGCACGAAUUGCUUUCGUGGUUCGGGGUGGUUUUUGCAAACCUUUCGCUUCUUGUUGUGUUGUUGGUGGACCAUGUGAACGGCUGGGCCUACGCUAGACGGGAUAGCAACUUUCUCCAUGGUGGCUGCUCAGCCAGGAGGUUAGCCACAAUAGUCUGAUGCCUGAUGAUGUUGUGAGUCGAGUACGACCAGUCAACCACCAACGAAUCAAUAAGAGCACACGGAAACCCAAGGCCAGUCUCGACACAUGCAGAAAACUCAUCGUUACACGCUCAGCCAACUCGUCCACCUAACUCGUCCCACCCUCUUCCUCUCUGGUGUGAGAGUGCAAAGGCGUCGAUUUUGUAAGGGAGCGAAGUUGGAUCGAACAGGUGGCUGUGCAAACUGACAACAAACACAGCAGUAUUUAAACCAGCACCGGGACAACGCGAGUGCCCAUGCAUGAUUCUGACACUUGACACUCGGCUGGAGUUCUCUCAGAAAUUGCUUCCGAGCGUGGAGUCGAACACCACACACUGCAAAUGCUUGAAUCAAAUGAUACAUAUCUAAUAAACUAAACAAACAAAAACUGUAUCUUUAUUCCAAAAUUUAAACAAAUAUUUAUACUACGUAGUGUUGAAUAUACCCGUCGGCAAGCAACAUUCAAUUGAUCAACUUUAUGAUUUUCGUGAUUACAAUACAAGGUCAGAGUAUUAUUUGAUUCAAUUGAUGAUAAAAAAAAAGUCAGUCAAGCGCAACCUCCUUUAUACACAAACCCCCAAUCCAGUGCUGUGCAUACCUUAUCUGACGUUUGUGAUUACUAAUUAUUCAUUAUUCAUGUCGCCACCAAGCGACACGAAAGGUAGUGGGAAGAAAGCUGCCGCAUUAGGCACGGGGCUUGCCAGCAGCACGCCGGGCAGCGGAGCUCACAGCAAAUUUGUCGUCACCAAAACGAUGGGUAAUGGGGCCGGAUCGCAAUCGCGGUCCCAUGCACCCAACUCGCAGAAUGGUAAGAGUGAGGACUCGGACCUGGCCAAACUGAAAGCCAGAGUGGCUCGACUGGCUCUGGAUUUACGGGAAAAGGACACCGAACUGCAGAACAUCAAAGAGCAGAUUAAAUCUCGCGAUGGUGUCAUCUCGGAACGGGACAGCGAGAUCGGGAAACUUCGAGAGGAGGUGCACAAACUGCGUUCUGUGUUGCAGCAGAGGACACUUCAAGAUGUGGUCCGGCCGGAUAUCAUGUCUACGAUCUCAGAGGAACACGGAAUGGCCGGAGGAAAUAAGGAACGAAACAAGAAACAAGGAGUUUCCGGAGAAAGUGGUAUUCACAAUAACGUGACGUCGACAUCUGCAGACAACUUACAGAGAUACGAAAAGGAUUCAAGCUCUCGGCAGCUUAUUAAAAAUGCAGUUCUUGAGAAUGACUUCACUAAGAACUUUGACACCGCCCAAGUCAAGGAGAUUGUCGACUGCAUGUACCCCAUGCAAUUUCAAGGAGGUCAGCUUGUCAUCAGAGAGGGCGACGCUGGGGCACAUUUCUAUGUUGCAGCAGAGGGUGGUCUUGAGGUCAGCAAGGCUGGAAAGGUACUCGGCAAGAUGGGACCAGGCAAAGUAUUUGGAGAGUUAGCGAUCCUCUACAACUGCACAAGAACGGCUACAGUCACAGCUGUAAAUGACACCAAGAUCUGGGCGAUUGAUCGUACCGUAUUCCAAGUCAUCAUGAUGAAAACAUCAAUGCAACGACACGAGGAACAUCUCAAGUUCCUCAAAAGUGUUCAAAUAAUGAAGGGGCUGUCAGCAUCGAACCACUUCAAGCUAGCCGAGAGCUUAGAGGUUGAAUUCUUCAUGGCUGGAGAGUACAUUGUUAGAGAAGGAACUCGUGGCGAUACCUUCUUCAUCAUAACCAAAGGAUCGGUACGAGUGACGCAAUUUGUUACGGGCCAGGAUGAGCCUCAGGAGGUCAGACAACUAUCAAAGGGAGAUUACUUUGGUGAAAAAGCUCUACUCAGUGAAGACGUAAGAACUGCAAAUGUCAUCGCGGGAAACAACGGAAGUGAGGUGCUUGUCAUCGAUAGAAUAGUUUUUAAUGAAUUGAUUGGAAACCUGGAUGAAUUACAGAACAAGGAUUACGGGGAUCAAGAACGAGGUGCUGCAAGAUACCAGUCAUCAUCGGACGGUUCCACUGAUAAAAACAGCAACAUCUCAAAAACGAGCAAUACAUCAGAGCCUGAAUCAACACGACAGCGCCGUCUUCAAGAUGAAUAUAAAGAUAUUGAGCUGGAUGACCUGGACAUCAUCGCUACCUUGGGUAUCGGUGGAUUCGGAAGAGUCGAGAUGGUGCAAGUUGCAGGUGACAAGCAAACCUACGCCCUUAAAUGUCUCAAGAAAUAUCACAUCGUGGAGACAAGACAACAGGAGCACAUCUACUCUGAGAAGAAGAUCAUGAUGCACUCCAACAACCCCUUCAUUGCAAAGUUGUAUAAGACAUUUACAGACAGCAAGUAUGUGUACAUGUUGAUGGAGGUUUGUCUAGGAGGGGAACUGUGGACCAUCCUUAGAGACAGAGGGUCGUUUGAUGAUCACACUGCCCGCUUCUGCAUAGCAUGUGUGGUGGAGGCCUUCUCAUAUCUCCAUGGUAAAGGAAUCGUGUAUCGUGACCUCAAACCAGAAAACCUCCUUUUAGACGCCAGAGGAAAUGUCAAAAUGGUGGACUUUGGGUUUGCAAAGUCGAUUGGUUUCGGGCGUAAGACUUGGACAUUUUGCGGCACUCCAGAGUACGUCGCUCCUGAGAUCAUUCUGAAUAAGGGUCACGACUUUGCGGCCGACUACUGGUCGCUAGGAAUUCUUAUAUUUGAGCUUCUCACCGGCAACCCACCCUUUACAUCCUCCGAUCCAAUGAAGACCUACAACAUCAUCCUCAAGGGAAUCGACAUUGUGGAAUUCCCAAAGAAAAUCUCCCGCAGUGCAGCCCUCUUGAUCAAACGACUCUGUCGUGACACUCCGGCCGAGAGGCUUGGCUACCAGAAGAAUGGAAUCUUGGACAUCAAGAAGCACAAGUGGUUCCAGGGAUUUGACUGGGAAGGUUUGAAGAAGCAGACGAUCAUCCCUCCCAUACUGCCCAGGAUACGAUCCUGUGACGAUGCAAGUAACUUUGAUAAUUACGGCAAAGAUCUUGAAGUCCCUCCUGAUGAGCUUUCUGGAUGGGAUGAGAACUUCUAAGAUCUUCUCUUAAUACUGCUCAAGACGUCUUAACGUCUUGGAAUCAGGAAAAUAAAGAAACGACUACAGGGGCCGAUUUCA